Molecule: messenger RNA, 393 nt
Organism: Paramecium tetraurelia
Lineage: Eukaryota; Ciliophora; Oligohymenophorea; Peniculida; Parameciidae
Exons: 2
Biological process (GO): iron-sulfur cluster assembly
Molecular function (GO): ferric iron binding
Source: RefSeq, a predicted model, not a curated record
AUGUUUUAUUUGAGGAGUAAUUUGAUUAGUUUUUAUCGAUUCGCUACUUAACCCAAGAUAGCAUUCAUACCCUAAGAACAAUUCUUAGGAGAAAUAGGUUAUCUUUUGCACAAAGUUGAAUAAUCAUUUAAUAAACUGAAAGAAUAUGAAAAUAGAAUUGAAAUCAGAUCAGAUCCUCUAAGCCUAUGUGUGUCUGUGAAAAAUUUAGGGGAAUAUAAUUUUACGACUAAUGUGAAAGAAAGGAGAUUAUAUCUCUAAACACCAUUUAAUUUAUUCUAAUAUUAUUAUGAUGAGCAGGCAGAUUAAUGGAAAAGUGUUAAAGACCAACAUAAUAUGAUUGAAAAUUUGACUAGAGAAACAGGGAAAUACUUAAAAGGAUACUUGGAAUUUUGA